Rhododendron vialii is the source of this 3118-nucleotide messenger RNA. RefSeq lists its product as uncharacterized. The coding region runs from base 90 to 2840 and encodes 916 amino acids. The transcript is spliced from 11 exons. Gene Ontology annotation, biological process: rRNA processing. Gene Ontology annotation, cellular component: small-subunit processome; nucleolus. NCBI's taxonomy places the organism in Eukaryota, Viridiplantae, Streptophyta, Magnoliopsida, Ericales, Ericaceae. The record is from RefSeq and is a predicted model, not a curated record.
AACUGAAUAGCGCACAAAAAAAAAAGCGACACACACUUCGCAGGGCAAGGUUCAAUCGCCGCCUGUUCCCACUUUCCUUCUUCACAGAGAUGGCGGAGACGAAGAGAAAGACCAGAGACAACAACGACAGACAAGUCAUGAAGAAGAGAAAGUUUUCGAAUUCCAAAACCCUAGAUCACUCGAAGAAGAAGAAGAACAACAAGAAGAAGGAAGGCGGAGAGAGGAGGAAAAGGACUGGGCCGCACUUGCCGAAUUCCUUGCGGAAGGAGAUCGAGCUCAUGAACCAAGCUAAACCUAGAAACAGCGACGACGAGGAAGAGAUCGAUUCCGAUGACGCCAACGACGUGUACGAGUACGAGGAAGCGAUUCCCGAGGAAGAAUCCGGAAAGAAUCGCCGGUACGAUCCUGUCGAGAAUUUCGAGUACGAGCUCCCAGAGCAAUUUAAGGAUGAGAAUGUAGCAUCAGAUGAUGAUGAAGAUGGUAGUGAUGCCAAUGGUAGUAGGGAUGACCAAAAUGGAGAUGAGAUUGAGGAAGACGAAGGCAGGCAUUCAAGGAUGUUGCAACAAAUCACUGGGCUUCCAGUUGAGGCUUUUGAAGGUAAUAGGAGGAAAAAUGAUCUUGUCAUAUCUGAGGCAUACCCAGAGUCUGAAUAUAAUCCCAGUCGUAGUGUUCUUGAUGGUGAUGGCCGCAUUAGCAUUCAGGACCUUCUGGACCCUCUCCAUGGAAAGCUUGGCUUUAGCAAAGUUAGAGCGAGCAUGCAACGAAUGGAGAAGAAAUCCAUGCCCAUUCAAGCACCUCUUCCAAAAGUAGAUCGGGAGAAGGUGGAGAGGAAAGUAGCUUAUGAACAAUCAAAGAAGGAUAUUACAAAGUGGGAGCCUUUGGUCAAGAAGAAUAGAGAGGCGCCAACUCUUUAUUUUGAUGAAGACAGAAACCUGGGAUAUUCCACUGUAGGUGCAAUAGCUUCUGAAUUUGAACCUAGAAGUGAGUUUGAGAAGAAAAUUGCUUCCUUGGUUAAUGAUAAUGGAGUUGCGGAAGCUCACAGCAAAGAUGGAGCAAGGCUUUUAGAACUGAACAAGAUAUCUGUUGAAGAUGUGAAGGACCGCAAGGACCAUCUUGCUAAAAUGCGUAGCCUUCUUUUCCGUCACGAAUUGAAGGCCAAACGCAUAAAGAAGAUCAAGUCCAAAACAUUUCAUCGUGUAUUGAAGAAGGAUAGAUUGAAAGCUGUAGCUGCUGAAAUGGAAAUGAACCCAGAAGCCGCUAAAGAUCUUGCCAUGAAGCAAGAGUUCGAACGAGCUGAGGAGCGCAUGACACAGAAGCACAAAAAUAGCUCCAAAUGGGCAAAGCGGAUUUUGAGGCGUGGAUUGGAUAUCCAAGAUGAAGGAACCCGGGCUGCUAUUUCAGAACAGCUCCAUCAACAUGCUCUCUUGACUAGAAAAAUGAACUCAAUGAAGGAAAGCACCAGCAGUGAUGACAGCAGUGACGAGGAUGAUGAUAUUGAUAUCUCAGAUAUAUCAGAUGAGGGACAUGCACCAAAAUUGUUGGAGAAAGCGAAAGAGAAGACACUUGAAGUAAUAGAAGAGGAAGAUGAAGUACCUAAAUCUGGAGUGCUUUCGUUGCCUUUCAUGGUCCGUGGGUUGAAAAAGAGAAAAGAGGCGGCUGAUGAAGAAGCUAAGCUUGCUCUUGAAGAAUAUGAAUCAACGUUGAAGCAGUUGGGGGAUAAGACGGUACAAGAAAAGGUGAAAUCUGGAACUACAACUGGCAGACGGGUUUUUGGUGCUCCUAAAAAGAAGGUUGAAGAAUCAAGUAAGAAAGUCAAAGUUGAUAAUUAUUAUGGGAACAGUGAUAGUGAAGACAACUUGGAGGCCAAAGAAGAUAUUGAUGCUGGACAAGAUGGCAGUAGUAAUUUUCAGAAGGGUGUUAAUGUUGAUCCUGAUUUACUUCGUGAAGAGUCUGAGAUCGGACACGAUCCUGUGUUUAAGAAUUUUGACGAUAUUGUCAAAGACCCUGGGUCCAAGACAACGUAUGAAGUGGCUAUUUUCACAUCAGACACAUGGAAGAAGAUGAAAAAAACUUCGGCAAAUGAUAAUAAGCAGAUCAAAAGUGGAAAAGAAGUAGAUGUCAAUGUCAAGAACUCUUCAAAGGUUUUGGAACCUACUUUGAAUGAUCAAGAUUUAGAGGAAAUAGGCUAUGAAAAUGAUUCGGAUAGUGAGGGGCAGAUGGUAGAUGGAAUUUUGUCCUCUGGCACAAUGGCUACUUAUGAACUUCCAUCUCAAGAAGACUUAAUACGGCGUGCUUUUGCUGGAGAUGACGUGGAAGAUGAUUUUGAGAGGAAUAAGCAGGAGGUAUUGAAUGAAGAAAAUCCUGAACCGGAGAAGCCUAUUUUGCUCCCUGGCUGGGGCCAGUGGACUCAUAUACAGCAAAAGAAGGGCUUACCCUCUUGGAUGCUGGAAGAGCAUGAGAACGCCAAAAAGAAGAGGGAAGAAGUUCUUAAGAAGAGGAAGGACGCGCAUCUUAAGCAUGUGAUCAUUUCUGAGAAAGUGGAUAAGAAGGCAGAAAAACUACAUCCAAAGACAUUGCCCUACCCAUAUACAUCACUGGAGGUGUUUGAACAGAGCAUCAGAAUGCCUAUUGGACCUGAAUACCACCCAAUGUCGACAAUUGGAGCUCUUAAUCGGCCACAAGUGGUUAAGAAACCCGGUGUGAUCAUAAAACCAAUUAAAUUUGAAGAUGUGAAUCCCCAUGAAAGAACGGAGCAGCACAAGAAGAGUGGACAGAAGCAGAAGAAGAAAAGUAGUGGCAGGUCUAUAAAAAGCAUGAAUGCCAAGGGGAUUAAAGUUUAAAUGAAACCAGUUUUGUGGAGACAUUUUAGUUUUGUUAUACAAGGAAUAUGGAAGAAUCAAAAUGGAAGUUUUGCUUAAGAUGUUUUAACUAUGGACCAUUAUGUUAUAAGCAAACUUUGUUCUGUUUUUGAGGCUUUGUGGAGUUGAAAUUAGGAAAAUUCUGCAAGAUAGGAGCAGUAAAAGAGCUUUCACGUACCUUAGCGGUAGUAUAUCUCUGUAACCAUAUUUGCUUUUCGUUACAGUACGCCUAUCUAAUUAUGUUUUUUCCCCUGCGAUCA